Drosophila pseudoobscura is the source of this 543-nucleotide messenger RNA. RefSeq lists its product as uncharacterized. The transcript has a single exon. Bases 1 to 543 code for a protein of 180 amino acids. The record is from RefSeq and is a predicted model, not a curated record. Lineage: Eukaryota; Metazoa; Arthropoda; Insecta; Diptera; Drosophilidae.
AUGAUUCCGAUUGCAGUUCUACCAGCAAUCCUGCUGCUCUUUUCGGCUCAUCCAAUCCGUGGAGAGCAGCCCGUGGAGCCGCUCAAGCAGCUGGAUGAGCUUGUGACAACCAAGAUCAGAGAAACCCUCAAAAAGGAAGCAAAUUCCAGCAUAGAUCGACUCCUCGAACCCUACAAGAAACUACAGGAGGCUGCCGACUGGCCGUUCCCAAAAUUAGAUGCAAAAAUCAGAGCAUAUAACAGCUAUAAAUCCUACGAGGACAGCAGUUACUCAGACUCUGGCGAAUCCUUCACCGAAACAUCCAAUGUAGCUUUACGAAAAGGUACCAAAGAUGCCAAAAUUUUCACAACGAAAGUUAAAAAAAUACUCAGGAGUCUGGGAAUUAACGAUCGGUUUGGCAACAGCGUCUGGCAGGCCAUUUUCAGUGAUGAGAAAAAGCUAAAGAAGCUCAAAAAGAAGCUGGAUGCCAUAAAGGAUUCGAGUGACGAUGAUUCGGACGCCUGUAAGAACUUGUGGGACUUUAUCUUAAGUUUCUGGUUUUGA